Thunnus maccoyii (southern bluefin tuna) is the source of this 1837-nucleotide messenger RNA. RefSeq names its product CCR4-NOT transcription complex subunit 9-like. NCBI's taxonomy places the organism in Eukaryota, Metazoa, Chordata, Actinopteri, Scombriformes, Scombridae. The transcript has 8 exons. Gene Ontology annotation, biological process: negative regulation of translation; mRNA catabolic process. Gene Ontology annotation, cellular component: CCR4-NOT core complex; P-body; CCR4-NOT complex. The record is from RefSeq and is a predicted model, not a curated record. The coding region runs from base 342 to 1241 and encodes 299 amino acids.
GGUUAGCUUGUUGCCACCGAACAAAAACUCGCUACUGGAUUAUGUUAUUGGAUUAAUACCUUUCAGUUUUGUGCUCUUUACAAAUGAGAAUAAUAACGUCUUUGUUAUCCUUUUAUCUUAGUGAAAUGUUGUUGCUUGUAAAGGUGAUGUAGGAUACGUGCGUACUAGAUUGUAUUCGUCAAGACACUUAGCGUUAGCAGCCAGCUAACGCGGGCUAGCUGUCCGUAUCGUGUUAGUUUCACCAACUUUUGUUUCAUUGCAGUCGCAUUUAGUUUUUUUUACUAAACCACACUUCAGUUGAUACAGUUAUUCUUUUAAACAACCACUAAGAGCUUCAGAGAAUGCUGGCUACGGGUGCAGCUGUAACUAAUGUCACAGCCCUGGCCCAGGUAGACAGGGAGAAGAUCUACCAAUGGAUCAACGAGUUGUCCAGCCCUGAGACCAGAGAAAACGCCUUGCUUGAGCUAAGCAAGAAACGUGAGUCUGUGCCGGACCUGGCACCCAUGCUCUGGCACUCCUGUGGCACCAUCGCUGCCCUGUUGCAGGAAAUAGUGAACAUCUAUCCCUCUAUAAACCCACCUACACUUACAGCUCACCAGUCUAACAGAGUCUGCAAUGCGCUGGCACUUCUGCAGUGUGUCGCCUCACACCCAGAGACACGGUCGGCCUUUCUCGCCGCUCACAUCCCUCUUUUUCUUUACCCUUUUCUGCACACUGUGAGCAAAACGCGGCCGUUUGAGUACCUGAGACUUACCAGCCUCGGAGUCAUAGGUGCGUUGGUCAAAACAGACGAGCAAGAAGUGAUUAACUUCCUCCUCACCACUGAAAUCAUCCCGCUGUGUCUGCGCAUUAUGGAAUCAGGGAGUGAACUCUCCAAGACGGUUGCUACCUUCAUACUGCAGAAGAUCCUGUUGGAUGAUACGGGGCUGGCUUAUAUUUGUCAGACAUAUGAACGUUUCUCUCACGUGGCCAUGAUCCUUGGGAAGAUGGUGCUCCAGCUCUCUAAAGAACCAUCAGCUCGUCUGCUGAAGCAUGUUGUUCGCUGCUACCUUCGCCUCUCAGAUAAUCUCAGAGCCAGAGAAGCCCUGCGUCAGUGUCUGCCAGACCAGCUGAAGGACAGCACCUUCGCUCAGGUGCUGAAGGACGACACCACCACCAAGCGCUGGCUGGCUCAGCUGGUCAAGAACCUGCAGGAGGGCCAGGUCACCGACGCUAGAGGCAUCCCCCUGGCCCCGCAGUGACGGGGACGAAACGCGCGUUCGCAGCAGACACGAAUGGACUCCCAUCACUGUUUAGAUUUUGUAUUUUGCCAAAUGUGGUGCUAAGACUGUCUGCACAGUGAAGGACUUGAUAAAUAGAAGAAAAUAUUUUUGCUUUUGGCUAAAAGGAUUCAUUUCCACCGUUUUUUUUUUUCCACGCUGGUUACAUCACCUUUUGAACAACACUAUCGACUGAAAACCUUUUUGUUUUUUAGAGCCCGACAGAUAAGCUUUUUAAAGCCAAUACUGAUAUUUGAGAGUAAUUUAAAUCCAAUAAUUAUAUAUUGGCUGAUAUUACUUUAAAAAUGUAUUUUGUCAAGAUCCCUCCAAUUGAAAGAGUCGUCUAUUUUACAGUUGAACAAUAAACUUCACUAUCAAAGAUGAGAGAAAAAAAGGUAGUUUUGAACAGUAAACAUUGCUGAAAAUAAUAUGUCAUAACUGUAAGUGAAAUAUUUUAAACUUGAAUGAAGAAAAAUGGCCAAAUGUAUAAUUUACUACACUGUAUAUUCUCUCUGGAUAUGUGUCAACAGUAUAGGUCAGUACUGAUGUAUCAAUGAUAAACCAGCCUUUCAAAUCUU